Chlamydomonas reinhardtii is the source of this 608-nucleotide messenger RNA. RefSeq names its product ribosomal protein S25. Bases 260 to 583 code for a protein of 107 amino acids. Gene Ontology annotation, molecular function: structural constituent of ribosome. The transcript has a single exon. The record is from RefSeq and is a predicted model, not a curated record. Gene Ontology annotation, cellular component: cytosolic small ribosomal subunit. NCBI's taxonomy places the organism in Eukaryota, Viridiplantae, Chlorophyta, Chlorophyceae, Chlamydomonadales, Chlamydomonadaceae.
GUUAAGGCUUUAGUACUGCAAGAGCAGAAAGGUUAACGCCAAUGCAGCAAAAAGGCAAGGGAUCAAGCUUCAAGUGGUGAUUGCGCGCGCGCAUUGCGUAUGGUAGACGCCAUAUAAAGCAUAUGUAGUCUCUGCAGGGCGCGCCAGAGCGCAGAACCGACUUCCAUGCCGCCCCUGGAGCAUUGACGCCCAUUGCACGCUGCACCGGCUCCAAGCUACACAGCACGCAAGGCUCCCUCUUUCUCUCUCUUCUCUCAAAAUGGCCCCUAAGGAGCAGAAGUCGAAGGAGGCCAAGGCCCUUGCUGCGGCCAACAGCAGCAAGGGUAAGCGGAAGAAGUGGAGCAAGGGCAAGAUGAAGGAGAAGGUCAACAACGCCGUCCUGUUCGACAAGGCGGUGUAUGAGAAGCUGCUGAACGAGGUGCCGAAGUACAAGAUGAUUUCGCCCUCGGUCCUGGCCGACCGCCUGCGCAUUGGUGGCAGCCUCGCUCGCGCUGCCAUCCGUGAGCUGUCCAACAAGGGCCUCAUCAAGCCCAUUGUUCAGCACCACGGCCAGAUGGUCUACACCCGCGCCACCGCUGCCUAAGCGCGUGCUGUAACACAAAAUGGCG